GGUUUAUUGUACUUACUUUAAAAUGUAAACAAACCAUAAUUAAAAUGUUUAAUUGUUGAUGUUUUCUACAUGAUAGGCGGGAAUUACGUGUAAAGUAAACACAAUUUAAGUGCCCGAUGUCUGUAGUCACUCUACAAAUUGGACAAUGUGGAAACCAGGUGGGAGGGCAGCUAUUUUCAGGCCUAGUGGAGGAUGUCAACACAAAACUUUCACAGACAAACCUUGGUCAGCGAGCAAACAGUGAUUAUACAGAUGAAGUCCUGGAGAGGUUCUUCCACUGCCCAGAAAAACCAGGCCAACUUCCACAGGCCAGGGCUGUCAUGGUUGACAUGGAACCCAAGGCUAUAGCCCAGACAUGCCUUGAAGCAAAGAAGUCUGGCUUAUGGAUGUACCCUCCCAAACAACAGUUUUGGCAGCAGAGAGGUUCUGGCAACAACUGGGCACAUGGGUUCAAAGUACACGGCCCUGCAGCGGAGGAGAAGAUCUUUGGAAUGAUCCAGACAGAAGCAGAGAAGUGUGACAAUGUGAGUGGCUUUCUGACAUUCAUGAGCCUGGCUGGAGGUACAGGGUCGGGUGUAGGGGCUUUCAUCACCCAGUGUCUCAAGGAUGAGUUUCCACAUGCUUUCCUGCUUAACCAGGUGGUAUGGCCUUAUUCCCUGGGCGAGGUGAUAGUCCAGAACUACAACGCUGUGCUGACCCUCUCCCACCUGUACCAGAGUGCGGAUGCUGUGCUAAUCAUGGAGAAUGACCAGCUACACAAGAUCUGUACACAGCUUCUCAACAUCAAGAAGCUUGGAUUCAAGGAUAUCAACAAAGUGAUCUGUCAUAAACUGUUGGGGGUACUGCUGCCCGCUGUGACAGAGAAAUAUCCUGGCAUAAAUUCUUCAAAUAGCCUUGGUGUGAUGCUGGAGCACCUGGUCCCUUGUCCCUCGUACAAACUACUCACAGUGAAAAACAUUCCUCAGAUGUCAGAUACAUCCAAGGACUUCAGUGUCUUCCAGUGGCAGGGCCUCAUCAAACACCUCAGACAGAUGCUCAUUGCUAAUGCUGCUAUGGAGGAAGGUAUAGACUGGCAGGUUAAGCUUGAAGACAGUCGACGGUCCCUGGCUAACACUUUGAUUCUACGAGGCCGAGACCUGGACACGGUCGACACAUCCUCGUUCUCUGACCCUCGUCUUUACCCUCCCUGGGUACCCUCAGACAGCCGCCUCUCUGUCUACACCCAACCACGUGUGUUCAGUAGUUACGAAAAGUGUGCUACGUUAGUCAGUAACAAUAAGUCUCCAAUAUAUUCGCUGAACUCUGUGAUAGACAAGGCUUGGAAUAUGUUUUCAUCACGGGCAUAUACGCAUCUGUAUGUGAAGCAUGGAUUGACUGAAGAGGAUUUUGUGGACAGUUUUGUGACUCUUGAACAAGUUGUGGCUAACUAUAAGAGUGUUUGAUGUUUAUACUGCCUUACAAAAAAUAUAAAUGCCAUAAUACAUGUACAUGUAUUGUGGUAUAAUUUGUUGAAUUUAAAUAUAAAAAAAAUGAAAUUUACAUCAUCAUUUUCUUAAUUUUGCCGUUCUUAGCUCAACUGAGUAGAAAGUGUGUGGCCAUUUACUUCAUACUUCAUAGUUUAAAAUGAUAUGGUUCUAUAUCACAUUGUGUAGAUUGUUAAAGGUGUAUGGAUCUUGAUCAGAUUGUGUAUGAUUUUUAAGGUGGUAUGGCCCAUGCAUGGUAGGAUUAUAUAUAGUCCAGACUGACUAUGCCAUAUUUUUUAUGAUUUUUAAGGUGGUAUGGCCAUGCAUGGUAGGAUUAUAUAUAUAGUCCAGACUGACUAUGCCAUAUUUUGUAUGAUUUUUAAGGUGGUAUGGCCCAUGCAUGGUAGGAUUAUAUAUAUAGUCCAGACUGACUAUGCCAUAUUUUGUAUGAUUUUUAAGAUGGUAUGGCCCAUGCAUGGUAGGAUUAUAUAUAGUCCAGACUGACUAUGCCAUAUUUUGUAUGAUUUUUAAGGUGGUAUGGCCCAUGCAUGGUAGGAUUAUAUAUAGUCCAGACUGACUAUGCCAUAUUUUGUACGAUUAGUAUGGCCUAUGCCAUGGGCGAAGUGCAGGUCACGAUUUUCUUUUCCAUAUCUUGUUUAAUUGUUCAUGAUUGUUUGGGGCAAUGGUCUGCGAGAAUUAAAAUGCUUGCAACAGA
Molecule: messenger RNA, 2178 nt
Organism: Mya arenaria
Lineage: Eukaryota; Metazoa; Mollusca; Bivalvia; Myida; Myidae
Product: tubulin delta chain-like
Exons: 8
Coding region: 117-1442 (441 amino acids)
Biological process (GO): microtubule cytoskeleton organization; mitotic cell cycle
Cellular component (GO): microtubule; cytoplasm
Molecular function (GO): GTP binding; structural constituent of cytoskeleton
Source: RefSeq, a predicted model, not a curated record